AUGGGCGGCCGUCAGUCCGCCCGUCCGUCGGUCCGCCCGUCCGUCGGUCCGUCAGUCCGCCCGCCCGCCCGCCCGCCCGCCAUGGUCCCGUCCGAGCUGCGCCUGCUGGAAGUCCUGUCGUACUGGCUGCUGGGCCUGUCGCUGUUGCUGCUGUCGGUCCGGCGGCGCCGGUGGGCCGCGUACGGGCGGUACGCGCUGGGCCGCGGCCCCCGCCUGCCCGCCCGGCUGGCCUGGGCCCUGCAGGAGCUGCCCUCCGUCCUGCUGCCCGCCGGCCUGGCCGCCGCCAACGCGCACCGACGCCUCCGCCACGGGCCCAACCGGCUCCUCCUCUCCAUGUUCCUCCUGCACUACCUGCACAGGUCAUUGGUUUUCCCUUUCCUGAUUCGCGGAGGAAAGCCAACGCCAAUCUACACGUUCGUCAUGGCUUUUAUAUUCUGUAGCAUUAACGGAUACAUACAAGGCCAAUUUUUAACUAAAUAUGCAGUUUAUUCCACUAGUUGGAUAAGCAACCCCCGUUUCAUCAUUGGUUUUCUUAUGUGGCUGAUUGGCAUGUUAAUUAACAUCCACUCAGAUCACAUUCUGAGAAACCUGAGAAAACCAGGCGAAACGGAGUACAAGAUACCAAGGGGAGGCCUGUUUGAAUAUGUCAGCGGAGCCAAUUUCUUUGGAGAGAUAGUAGAAUGGUGUGGUUAUGCACUUGCCAGCUGGUCUAUUGAAAGCGCUGCUUUUGCCUUUUUCUCCGCUUGUUUUCUCACCAGAAGAGCCCAACAUCAUCAUCGGUGGUAUCUUGAGAAAUUUGAAGACUACCCAACUUUCAGGAAAGCUUUAAUUCCAUUUGUGUUUUAAUCAUGAUAAGGGUGAAAUUUUGGUAUAUCCUAAGCUUACAAGUUUGACAUUUGCUUUGGAAUCUCUCUGGGGAAGCACACUUCUGGACCACAACCACCUACAAUAAUCUGCAGGUGUUUUCCCAGAGUAACAAAAACCUUUUCUGGGUAAUAACAAUAGAGUUUUUAGAGUUUUUAGACUGUGAGCCCACUGUUGGGUAGGGACUGUCUCUAUAUGUUGCCAAUUUGUACUU
This is a messenger RNA of Tachyglossus aculeatus (Australian echidna), 1078 nucleotides long. It is a transcript of the gene SRD5A1, whose product is annotated as steroid 5 alpha-reductase 1. Gene Ontology annotation, cellular component: membrane. The transcript is spliced from 5 exons. NCBI's taxonomy places the organism in Eukaryota, Metazoa, Chordata, Mammalia, Monotremata, Tachyglossidae. Gene Ontology annotation, molecular function: 3-oxo-5-alpha-steroid 4-dehydrogenase activity. Gene Ontology annotation, biological process: steroid biosynthetic process. The record is from RefSeq and is a predicted model, not a curated record. The coding region runs from base 1 to 846 and encodes 281 amino acids.